Molecule: messenger RNA, 4359 nt
Organism: Chilo suppressalis (striped riceborer)
Lineage: Eukaryota; Metazoa; Arthropoda; Insecta; Lepidoptera; Crambidae
Source: the annotation of a GenBank genome assembly
GGUAUAUAUAUAUAUAUAUAUAUAUGACUUGUAAUGUAUACUUUAUUGCUCAUUCACUUGCAUAAUUCGCAUUAUUGUUUUUAAUGAAAACUGAUUUUAAAUUGCAUUUUUAUUGUCUAUUUCCUAUCAUUUAAGGGAAUAACUAACUUUUAAGGAAGUCUCGGACCGAAGUCUAGUUUUUCUCAAAACUGUGAUAAGAAUCGCAAGCAAUCAAAUAUGGUUCGAGACAUAAUGCUCUGGUAAACACAUUUUUUACUUCAUUCAUUUCAUUUUCAUACAAGUCCACCGGCUUUUGCGGCUUCUGACGUCACAUCACCUACCAUUAGAAUGCGAUCAAUUUGAUCGUAAAAAUCUUGAUUUUCCUCAGCUUCUGCAUCCUUCUUUAUUUUACCUCGUCCAUCAUCCUUAUCCUAAUUGCUUGCUCCUACUUGCUUCUUAACACUUUAAAAAUACAUUUCUAAAAAUCUGGGGUAAUUCUAAACCCGAUUGUGGGAACACUGAUACAUUCGUUCGGUCGGCCCCGGAACCGUCCGUCAGUCAGUUCCUUUUUGGUCAUUGUUUAUUGGUAUGGGUGGGUACGGUACGUUGGUUACGGUUUUUUAUUUAUGUUGUGACAGUGAAUAGUGAGUGAUAUCGUUUAUUAUUUCGCAGUGUUGCGUUUGUGUAUCACGAUGUGUACAGUUACAUUUUCAAUAUUCGCUCUCUGUAUUACAUGAUACUAUAUUGGGCGAAUGUGUACAGAUUUUGAUUGUGUGCAAAUUCUUUGAGUGAAGUGAUAAUCAUGCCGGGUCUAUGUAUUGACGAAUUUAUUGAGGAAACUCGCGAAGAUUAUAAUUCUCCGACUACGUCUACAUUCGUAUCGCGAAUGCCACAAUGCCGUCAGACCAUCAAUUCAUUGGAAGAGACAUUGGAUUUCGACCGCGAUGGCCUAACGAAACUAAAGAAGGCUAUAAAAGCCAUACACAAUUCUGGAAAUGCACACGUGGACAACGAGAUGUACCUCUCGCGAGCACUCGAGCGGCUCGGAGGAAACGCGCUCAGCAGAGACUCCGAGCCGGACAUCGGGGCGGCUUUCUUCAAAUUUGCUGUCGUUACCAAAGAACUAUCAGCACUUAUGAAAACCUUGAUGCAGAAUAUAAACAAUAUAGUAAUGUUUCCCGUAGACAGCGUAUUGAAAGGUGAUCUCAGAGGAGUAAAAGGUGACCUGAAAAGGCCGUUUGACAAAGCUUCCAAAGACUACGAGUCAAAGUACCUGAAGAUAGAGAAAGAGAAGAAGUCUCAGGCAAAAGAGGCGGGAUUAAUCCGAAGUGAGGUGACACCUGCGGAGAUAGCUGAUGAAAUGGAGAAGGAGCGAAGGUUGUUCCAGCUUCAAAUGUGUGAGUACCUGAUAAAGUUCAACGAGAUAAAGACGAAAAAAGGCAUUGAGUUGCUGCAACACCUGGUGGAGUACUACCAUGCGCAGACGAACUAUUUUCAAGACGGUUUAAAGACGAUAAAACAUUUUGGCGUGUAUGUUGCCGAUCUCAGCGUACAGCUACAGAAAAUCCGACAGCAGCAGGACGACGAGAGGAGGCGGCUCUUGGAGCUGAGGAACAUGUUGCGUGCAGCAGCGCCACAGGACCGAGAGGUAGCCUCCACUAUCGGCGGCUAUUCCCUUCACCAGCUGCAAGGUGAUAAGCAACACGGCGUCACGAGGAGCGGUUACUUGCUCAAAAAGUCCGAAGGAAAGGUCCGAAGAGUGUGGCAGAAGCGACGAUGUCGGGUCACAGCUGAGGGCUUCCUGGACAUAUUUCAUGCGGAUGAGAACAAGCCACCGGCGAGGGUCAACCUACUCACCUGCCAGAUUAAGGUGUCGGCUGACGAUAAGAGGGCGUUCGAUUUGGUCUCAUAUAAUCGUACCUACCAUUUCCAAGCGGAAGAUGAGAGUGAACAGCGAGCGUGGUCUUCAGUUCUAGUGAACUGCAAAGAGGGUGCGCUCAUGAGGGCAUUCCAUCAACAAGCGGGCGAAAGUAACGACACUGGGCAUUCUCUUCUGGAUUUGCAGCGGUCGAUCAUACGAGCGGUCAGGACGUUACCGGGAAACCAAGUGUGCGCCGACUGUGGUUCUAGCAAUGAUCCUACCUGGUUAUCGACGAAUUUCGGCGUGAUAGUGUGUAUAGAAUGUUCCGGAAGCCACAGAGAAUUGGGCGUGCACAUAUCUAGGAUACAGUCGCUUACGUUAGACAGACUUAGUACAUCCCAGCUGCUGUUAGCGAGGCACAUGGGCAAUCAGAUGUUCAACGAAGUAAUGGAGAACACUCUCGACGAACGAGACAAACUUACUCCGGAAAGCACUAUGGAGGAACGGUUAAGGUUUAUUCGCGAGAAGUACGUCUAUAGAGCGUGGGCUGCGCGCACAUGCUGCGACGCCGCCGAGAGAUUAUCCGAAGUGGAGCACGCAGUCAAUAAUGGGCAUCUACAGAACCUUCUACAGGCGUACGCUGAAGGAGCGGAUCUGGCCGCACCGUUGCCUUGCUCGGAUUGCGGCGAAACGGCACUUCACUUAGCUAUAUCGCGGGAACUGGGCGACGGUUCCAGUCUGCACAUAGUCGAUUUUCUAGUCCAGAACGGCGGCUCUCAGCUGCUUGACAAACCCACCACUACCGGAAUGACGGCCUUACAUUUGUGCACGGCCACAGAUCGUACGGAACCAAUGAAACUGUUGCUCAAAGCAGGCGCUGACACAACAUUGAAAGAUGGUAGCGGAAGAACCGCUUUGCAGAUCGCUAAACAACUGGGGCAUCACGCUUGUCAGGAACUGUUGGAGAAUGUAGACAAGAGAGAAAAGAGCAUGUUCGAAAACAUUAAUAUAGACUGGAAUUUAUCCCAUGACGAUGGGUCAACAGACUUCUCGGACGACGACACUGUUAUUGAUGAACGGCAAAACGGCAGCGUGACUCCAGAGAAGAAAUGCCCCAGGUCGCGGCCUCCCUCGUACGCAGGCGGCGCUUGUGCCGUCGUAAGCGGCGGGGAUUCCCCCGUAUUACGUUCGAGGUCUUCCACUUGUGACUCACUUCAGCACGCACCCCCCACCCCUACUACGCUGCCCAGGAAGCCGGCUAUGUAUAACAUCGGCAGUCUGAAGAAACGCACCGCGCCAUUACCGCCAGCGGUGGCGUUGUCUCAUCCGCCGCCGCAUCCGAGGUCAACGCCCUCGCCAUCAGCUGACAGUGCCCGAUUGAUACACGGUGGUGGCGGCACUAUGACAAAACAUCGACCGCAACAACCGCCACCAACUCCGCCUCCAGUUCCUACGUUACAAAAUGGCGCCCAUCGUGAUGAACCGACGCCUCCACCAAGAAAGAAGAAAAAUAGAUUGCAUCUGGAAAAGGGCGUCAAAGCGAAACUCAGAAGGGAAUGUUCUAGUCAAGAUUCGUCGUUGGAGUUGUGCGACAUCUCGGAUUCGUGUUUAGACGAUAGUCGGCUGCAAUUUGCGCUCUCCGAUAGUUCGAGAUCAAGAGAUCGCUCGAGACGGAGCGAUAGUCGCUCUUUGGACGUAUCUGAUACGUCCAGUGUGCAUUCGCGCUCACCGUCCGCUUCUAUUACUAUGAUGGGCGGUCUAAGGAGAUGUCGAGCCCUUUAUGACUGUUCCGCCGACAACGAGGACGAACUAUCGUUCCGCGAAGGCGAAGUUAUCGUCGUUAUCAACGAACGCACCGAAGACGACAACUGGAUGGAAGGCCAGGUUGAAGGCACCCCACGCCGCGGUAUGUUUCCCGUCUCUUUCGUACACAUGCUGCCAGACUAGGACGGCGAUACUGCGCACCAACGGGAUGGCGUUCAAUGACCUCAGCAAGCUUCCUCAACCUCCGUGUUUCAAAUAAACAUCACCUAACGUAAUUUGAUUGUGCGUUGCCGGAAAGAGUUGUAAUGUUUUCGUGUACGCUGAAUACAACACUGACAAAUACGAAUAAACAGCGUAUAUAUGUAUGUAAUACUAUCUACAAUGGAUGGAGUGCCAGAUGAGGGUAUGUUCCCCGUCUCUUUCGUACACAUGCUGCCAGACUAGGACGGCGAUACUGCGCACCGACGGGAUGGCGUUCUAUGACCUCAGCAAGUUUCCUCAACCUACGUGUUUCAAAUAAUCAUUACCUAACGUAAUUUGAUUGUACGUUGCCGGAAAGAGCUGUAAUGUUUUCGUGUACGCUGAAUACAUCACUGUCAAAUACGAAUAAACAGCUAGAUAUAUUGUUAUGUGUGUAAUAAUAACUACAUGUGUACAAUGUGAUUAAUAAAUUAAUGGAUGGAGUGCCAGAUGAGGGUAUGUUCCCCGUCUCUUUCGUACACAUGCUGCCAGAUUAGGACGGCGAUACUGCGCAC